Molecule: messenger RNA, 2387 nt
Organism: Crotalus tigris (Tiger rattlesnake)
Lineage: Eukaryota; Metazoa; Chordata; Lepidosauria; Squamata; Viperidae
Exons: 2
Coding region: 464-1231 (255 amino acids)
Source: RefSeq, a predicted model, not a curated record
UGAUUUCUCCUCAGCUUCUUGAAGGGCAACAGUCUGAACUUUCAAAUCCACCAAGUUCUUCUGCUUUUCCCUCAGAUUAUCUUGCAUGAGUUUCUUGACUGUUAUCAGGGCCUCAGAUUGAGAAUCAACCAGCAGCAGGCUAUUCACUAUGGCAUCAGCAGGACAAUCGCAUGCGGUGGUCAAAGCUGUGGAGACCCUGAGCAGAGGGCAAGAUGUACGGAGAGAAACGGAGCUUCUCAUGAAGUCUUAUGCCAACUGGGAGGAAAUUCUCAUGCCAGCGCCCAUCUCCAUUGCUAUCCUAGGGAAGCUGAUCUUCAUCUCAACAGGACAGGGGGAUUUCUCCCUCAACACGUUACCUCCUGAGGGAGGCUUCCAGCACCUCAAAUGUCCAGAAUCCUUCAAAGCCUCCCUGUGCCAAGUCAGCAGUUGAGGCUGGAUUGCCUUCAACGAAGCCCACGUCAACAUGGACAAGAUUAGACUGCUGGCAAGCAGCAUCCCGGAACAGAUGAAAACCAUUGUACGGACUCUCAUCCAGGACACAGAGGUCGUCACGGCUUUGCUUCCGAAUCAGCUCAAAAACCUCCAGGCAGCGACAGAGCAAUGCGGUGGGCUGGCCAAGGCGGUCAGGGCCAAGUUCACAGAUGUCAUCCUCCUCAUCCAAGAACUCCUGGAGGCUUGUCUCAAUGCCAAGCGGGGCUAUGAGAAGGAGCUGAAGGAAGUGCAGAUUGCUCUGGAACAAGCCAAGAUCCGAGAAAAGUCAGCCAAGGAAGCCAAGGAGAUGGCCGAACGAUACCAUCAUCAGAUGAAGGAGCAAGUUGAGGAGUCUUUCCAGCAGUAUAAAGAAGCCAUGGACUCCAUCCCUACAGGAUGGGAUGUGGUAGGAAUGGAGCUGGUUGCUACUCUCACCCAGACUCUGGGGACGUUUUCAGUUGAGUUUAGCCGGAUGCUAGCAGGGAAGCAGAAGAAUCUUGGAGAAGCAGCCGAGAUGGGCAGAGGUGAAGGACUGAAGAGGAUGAUUCCUUUCAUUUCAGCCAGUGUCAUAUGUUCAAAGUCAGCUGAGCUUUUGACUUUUGCUACUAGCUUGAGAAAUCUCUUGGAUCAGUGGUUCUCAACCUGUGGGUCGGGACCCCAUUUGGGGUCGAAUGGCCAUUUCACUGGGGUCGCCAAACAAGGCUGUCUGCCAUUUUCCCCCCUUUUCUUUGGCCACGCCCCGGCACCCGGUGAUAUAUAAGUGGUUGGGGGUCACCACAACAUGGGGAACUGUAUUAUGGGGUCGCGGCAUUAGAAAGGUUGAGAACCAUUGUCUUGGAUGAUCACAGAAACAUUAAGAUCUCCAUGAUUCUCGAUGAAAAGACUGGGGAGAUCAAAACAGGGUGGGUGAAGAAGAAUUUACAAAGGCUGAGAGACUCUAUUGCCAAAGAGGAAGAGUGUGACCCUAAAGUCAAAGCCCAGGAGAUUUGCCAAGCUGCCCUGGAUAUUUGUCAACAGUUGGAGCAAAUAGCUUCAUCCGUGGGUAACGUCGGGAAAGUGGGGAAGAGUUUGCUGGAUGGAAUACACCAGCUCCAUAAGAAGGCUUCAGAAUUUGACUCCUACAGCAAAAUAUACACCCGAUCACCGGCGUUUUCACCCAGACCCCCCCAACGUAUCCAAGAUGGGGGAAGUGAGAAACACAGGAGUGGAAAAUGCCCGCCUUAAAGUGCAGCAGAGCCGAGAGGCCUUGAAGGCCACCAGAGAGGAGUAUCAAAGAAGCUUUGAAAAUUUCAAGAAGCAGAAUGAAGAACUGACCGAGAUCCUCUGCACCAUGAGAAGGUACCAAGUUAAGGAAGUGGAUUUUGACACGGCCAGGAAAAUGCUCAUAAAAGGCUUGGAAGCCCUGAGUCGGGUAAAAGAGCAAUGGGAAAAGAUGGUGAGGUUUUUCCAAAUGAUCUCCAACUUAAUCGAGACCAGCCUGGUGUGGAGCGUGAAAGAAUUUGCCGACACCGUAGACAGUGCCCAAAAGGUCUCCAGCUACUCGUCCAAAGCUUUCAUGGCUGAUCUGGUUUACGGACAUAUUUUCAAUGCCUCCAGUGUGGCUCAGCUGGUCGCCAUGAUUUCGGAGGCUUACACCAUGGUGUCAGAGAAGUACCUGAUGGAGCGGGUGAGCAGCUUAGGGCACCUGCUUGCCAUGGAAGCCGAGGAACUGAACCCAGUCACUUGGAGGGAGGAACAGGGCCGUUCUGGCAAUAUAACCCACCCCCCCCUUAAAAUUGGAUCACUGUAGUUAUAUUUACUUGGCUAUUACAGGUAGUUUUCAACUUACAAUUGCCAUUAGCCCAAAAUUUAUAAUAAUAAUAAUAGUAAAAUUGGAAGGGACCUUGGAGGUCAUCUAGUCCAACCCCCUGCUCAGG